This is a messenger RNA of Eutrema salsugineum, 570 nucleotides long. Its product is annotated as CRIB domain-containing protein RIC8. NCBI's taxonomy places the organism in Eukaryota, Viridiplantae, Streptophyta, Magnoliopsida, Brassicales, Brassicaceae. Bases 1 to 570 code for a protein of 189 amino acids. The record is from RefSeq and is a predicted model, not a curated record. The transcript is spliced from 4 exons.
AUGUCGAACUACAAAAUGAAGAGCCUAUUGAAGGGUCUUAGGUACAUUUCUCAAAUUUUUGAAAACGAGAAAGAGCCAGAGAUGCAAAUUGGAACUCCAACAGAUGUAAAGCAUGUUGCCCACAUUGGUUGGGAUGGAGGAUCUGUCAAUCAAAAUUCACCUAGCUGGAUGAAUGAUUUUAACGCAUUGGGUGGGUAUUCAUUGGCGCCUCUAGGAAAUAUCAAGGAGGAUGCGUCCUGUAUUUCUGAAGAUUCGACUCGAUCACGUGAUAAACCAGGACUUCCAAAAUCAUCGAGAGACCGUUCGAACAAUUUGGGUUCACCAGCAAAGGAACGAUCAAGACGUGGAUAUUCGAAUUCUAGUGGAAACCCUAGAACUUCACGGAGGUCAAAGGAAUCUUCUGACAUUCCUCAAGAUGGUUCUAGAAAAUCUCGUCGGAAAAAGUCUAAGGAUUCUGCAAAUGGUGGGUCUUCAAGAUCUUCGCGAAGAGCACGUGGAUCUCAGACAGAAUCUAUAAGUGGUUCAGUGUCCGAUGCAGGAUCAAUGAUAUCAAACUCCAAUGAUAUUUAA